CAGUGCACCACGGUGAAGUGAAAGCAAGACAUCCGGAUUACGUGUUUUGCGAAAGUGUGGCGUAGAAAAAAGCGUCAAACUCCAGAUUUUGUAGAAUUUCAGCAUUUUCCCGGUGUUCUUGACGGUACGGUUGCAACAUGAGGUGGCAUCAAGGUCCCAUCCCUGCAGCUAUCGGAGAGGCAAAGCAGAACAACGCCGUUUUUGUCAUCUACGUCGAAGGUGAGGAUGACCUGUCCAAAUCGAUGACAGCGACCUGGGAAGAUGGGACAGUAAAGAAGGCGUGUCAGGAGGCGGGGUUUGUCGGCAUGAAACUCACAGCAAACAGUGAGGCAUGUGUGCAGUUUUCACAGAUUUACCCUGUAGUUUGUAUCCCUUCCACAUUUUUCAUUGGAGACAAUGGAGUUCCACUGGAGGUGGUGGGAGGCAGUCUGCCUGUCAAUCAGUUCUUGGAGAGGAUUCAAAAAGUCAUCCAGCUCCACCAGAACAAAGACCAGGUGGUCCCCCCUGCACCAGCACCAGUGGUCGAGACCCCUCCACCCCCUCAGCUACAGGAACCUACACCCCCCACCCCCUCCCAGCCUGAGGUAGCUCCUCCCAUGGGGAGUGGGGACUCUGAGACAGUCAAGGACAAAACAGAAGAACCUGCUCAGACAGAGAAAACAGAGGAAAAGGCUAAAGAAAAUACUGAUAGCGCAGGCACUGUUGUUGAGGACGGCCCUGCAGAACCAUCGACCUCUGAGGCCGCAGCUGUCUCAACAGAAGAAGAAAAACAGAAGAAGUUAGAGAGUUUGGACAACACCUCAAAUACUGACACAACUGAGAGGAUGGAAAGGGCAAAGAGACUGAUCGAGGAAAGAAGAGAAGCAAAGAGACAAGAAGAAAUUGAGGAAGAGAAGAGGAAGGAACAAGAGAGGCGUCGGCAGGGUCAGGAGAUGGUGAAGGCCAGACAGACCACGCAGGAGAGACAGGCCAAGGCUCGGGCUGAGGAGAUCAGGAAAGCAAAGGAAGAGGAGAGAUUGGCCAGAGAGAGGGUAAGGGAACAGAUCGCGAGGGAUCGCGAGGAGCGUGCAGCAAGGUACAAGCAAGAAAAGGAAGAGAGAGAGCAGGCACAGCUGGUUAGGGAACAGGAGAGGGCUGCAGAGGAGGCCAGUAGACAAGCUGCUAGAAGUGAGUUUGCGAGGCUCCAGUUCCGUCUGCCUGAUGGUUCGUCUGUCACCAACACCUUUGCUUCCAGCGACAGUCUGGAGACUGCACGACAGUUUGUAGCUGAGCACCUUCAGUUGCAGAGUUUCGCCAUGGCGACCACGUUUCCACGGCGACAGUUCACAGAUGCCGACAUGGCGUCCAGCUUGAUGGAUCUGGGCCUGGCUCCCAGCGCUGCUCUAGUCGUGUUGCCUUCCAAGCCUCUAAAGGAAAAUGUUGCACUGUCCCCAAAUGGUCCUUCUGAAGCUGUUACCUUCCAGGCCAGAUCAGGUGCAUCCAUAGUGUCAUCAGGUGGAUCAGGAGGAAUCAUGGACAUGGUGUGGCUGGUUCUGAGUCCCCUGGCUGCCCUGUGGAGGUUUCUGCAUACCUUCCUGUUUGGUACGCCCCAGAACCCCAGCCGACCGGCAAACACACCACAGCCCCCACCCAGGCAAGAACAGGCCACGUUUUCAAACUCACCAACAGGUGGUGAGGUGAAGAGACGUAGAGUACAGCCGGAGGAAGAUGUUCCUCGGGGAGUGUCCAAGCGAGAGGGGAACGUCAUCCGGUUCUCACCGCAACAGGACCCCGACGACGACCAGAACACGUACAACGGCAACUCCACCCAGCAGAUGUGAUCCUAACAGCUGUCAAUCAACACACACAGUUGUCAAUCAAUGUUUGGCUCUACCCAUGUGUCAAUCAAGUUCAGGCUCAACCAAUCAUAUUUCAAGUGAAAGCAUUUGUGGAUGCCAAUAUAAAAAAAAAUGUUUAUCUACUUUUUGCAUGGUAAGGAAUUGAAAAAGGGAUUUGGAAGGAUGAUUCAAUCAAUAGUAAGAAAAAAAGGAUUUCACCCAAGGCUAUGAUAAGAAUGGGGAAAGUUUAUAUAAGCUUUAUCUACAUGAAGGUGUAUAGCUAACUUAACAUUGUUUAAAGUGUUCAGGUCACGUAGAUGUACCAAAGGUGUGAACAUUGUAAGUAUUCUAUGGAAAGUUUAAGCUGAAUAUACAACAUGCAAUGACCAAUGUCAGUGACACUGUCUGUACCAGUUGAAAUUCUACUUGCAUCUCUAUUUGUUACCAUGUUGUUGUAGAUUGACUCAAGUUUGAGCUGACUAAAUUUUGUAGUUGGAGGGGAAAGAAGGCAUUCAAAGUGUUUUAUUCUCGCAGUCAAUGCAAUAGUAAUUCAUUGGUUGGGCUGUUCAGCACACAAAGCCAGGGCUGGCCAACUAGCCUGUGGCUAUUACAAAGGGCUAGCCCUUCUGACAAUACAAAUGGAAUUUGACAUGAACAGAAUAACAUCAAAAAACAAUAUCCUAUGUGAAUAAAAUUAAUGUACAUAAAUGGUGUAGACUAGGCAUGGGCAUGAUGUACCCGUACAAAACCAUUUUUCUUGUUAAACUGGUAUAGAAAAAACGGACCUGAAAAAUCAGUUGACCGGUUUGAAAAUUGAUAUACAAUGUACUAUACUGGCAGACAUUCACAUGUUUUAGGGCUUACAGGUCCAAGAAAAAAACGAGGGAAAUAGAGGAGAGUUGUUAGUUAUUUUUAUCAAGUUUCUACAGUAAAACUUGGUCUUAGACAGAGACAGUUAGUGUUGUUUACAUGAAGAUAGGGUUUUAAAGCACCAAUGGAUGUUGAAUACUUACCAAACAGAAUUAUUUGUAGCGAAAUGGACCAUUGUUUUGAGUAUCACCCAUUCACAAGUUUUCACAGAUAAUUAGGUCCAGGUUCAGGUCUGGACUUGGAUCUGAUCCUCUGGACCUGGACCGUACCUGGACCUGAGUUUUCUGUACCCGGACCCACUCCUAGUCUAUACUAUCCAAAGGUACACAUGCUAGUCGAUGCUACAGGUCUUUUACUGAAUUUCCUGAAUGUUAAAACUUUGAAUAAUUUACGCACAUUACAAUACUCCCAAAAAUGACAGGUUGGCAAGAGACUUUUCUUUACUUUACUUUACAGAACCUUUACUAAAUGAUGUUUCAAAUAUAUUACGUUAAGUUGUACAAUAUUUAUAUCAAAAUGUUGUUAGAUUGGAUUACAAAAUGCACAAUUCAGAAUUUAAGAUCUUGUGCUUUUACAGUUUAAUGUACAUUAAGUUAUAGACCAAUGCAAUCUAAUGUUAAUUGAAAUAAAGGAAAAGUUAAAUACGUAUAACUGGCAGAAUAAACUUUCAUCUUAAUAGUAAUGUUAAUUGUUACCUUUCUAAAGCUUUCAGUACAAAUGUGUAGUGUUAUUAUGAUUUUUUAGUGUCAACAUAUCACAAAGCAUAUUCAGUUCAGUAUUAUUGAAAUUUCCCUACUGAAUGUAGCAUAUUUCGGUGUUAAGAAAAGAGGUAUGAGUACAAUUAAGCCUCUUGGAACAUAAAAUAAAAGAUACGAGACUGAA
Molecule: messenger RNA, 3569 nt
Organism: Branchiostoma floridae (Florida lancelet)
Lineage: Eukaryota; Metazoa; Chordata; Leptocardii; Amphioxiformes; Branchiostomatidae
Product: UBX domain-containing protein 4-like
Exons: 15
Coding region: 138-1820 (560 amino acids)
Molecular function (GO): protein binding
Source: RefSeq, a predicted model, not a curated record